Messenger RNA from Eurytemora carolleeae, 685 nucleotides. RefSeq names its product cytochrome c oxidase assembly factor 7 homolog (gene Coa7). The record is from RefSeq and is a predicted model, not a curated record. Gene Ontology annotation, molecular function: protein binding. Gene Ontology annotation, cellular component: mitochondrial intermembrane space. Lineage: Eukaryota; Metazoa; Arthropoda; Copepoda; Calanoida; Temoridae. The transcript is spliced from 10 exons. Bases 40 to 663 code for a protein of 207 amino acids.
AUAUAUUUUUGUAAUAUUUCAGAAUAUUUUGAAUGCUUGAUGUCGUCGAAACAAGGUUCUUCAGCGGGUGUUGGUAGUGGAGUAGAUCUUAAGGAUGCCGAUGACGUAAAAGAGUAUGUUGAAAAUUUGGGAAUAGAAUACAGGUUUGGCUGUUACCAGGAGAAGAAUCCCAAGUCCUGUCAUCUCCUCGGAGAUUACUGGGAGAGUAUUAAGAAAGAUUUCUCUAAGGCGUACAAGACAUACGAGCUAAACUGUACAGAUUAUAACUUUGGGCAUUCCUGUCAUAAGGCAGCUGGCUACCGAUGGUUUGGAAAAGCCUGUGAACAAGAUGGAGAUUUAGCAUUUUCAUUUUUCAAAAAGGGUUGUGAGCUAGAUUAUCAUUCAUCCUGUCUCUCCGCCGGCAUUCUAGAUACUGCCAAACCUUCAGAUAAGUUGUACCAUAGAGCCGAGCCUCCCAAUCCAAAACGGGGUUUAGAAUUUUUCAGGAAAUCUUGCGAGGAAGGGAAUCUUGCAGAGGGGUGUCAUCGCUAUGCUUCUUUUUUUAUUAAUGGGAUGAAGGACGUGUGCAAGAAAGAUUUGGAGCACGCCUUUAAAUACAGUUUAAUGGCCUGUGAACUGGGUAGCCUGGGGGGAUGUACAAACGUUAGUAUUAUGUACAAGUAAGUAAAUAUUAUGAAUAAUUAAG